AUGUCUUCUCCAACAGGUAUCAAAACUUACACCUCAGCACCCGUGAACCCCAACAUACAGGAAGAAGGCACACACACAACAACCUCACAGCCCGAACCCGCCACCGCAGAGUCCGCAACAGCACCGUCUCAACCUCAACCAGCACCCGCAACAACAACAGCAGCAGCAGCAGCAGCAGCAGCUCCCGCAAACCCUCCAAUCAACCCAACCGCUGAUCCAACCCCAGCACCACCCCAACCAGGUGCCACAGCAGCACAACCAACCCCAACAGCAACAACAUCCACCGACAAACCACCACCAACAAGCUCCUUCCCAGAGCCAGCAACAUCUACAACCAAAACCCCACCCGCACCUCAGCCAGGCGCCCAGCCAACACCAGAAACUGGCGCAGAGCCAACGUCAUCCACAACUACAACCCCUUCCGCACCUCAACCAGGCGCCCAUCCCUCCCCAGCACCAGCACCAGCAACAGCGACAACAACCCAGUCUCCAUACCCCCAACCCCCGAAAGCAGGUGAAAUCCACCCAUCGCCAGCAGCCCAACCCCAAAGCUACGCGCAGUCAUACUCGUACGCGCCAACUCUAGGUCCGCAGACUGCAAUGCCUAACUCGACAUCCUCGCCUUAUUCAUCUGUGUACCAGGCGAACGCGGGCUCGCACGCUCGUCCGCAGACUUUGCCGUUGCAUUACGAUCCCGGUGCUGGGGCUGGGUCUGGUGGUGGAGCGAGUAGUAUCUUCCCUGCCGAGGAGGAGGAAGGGUUUCUUGGUGCGGCGAAGGGGUGGAUGAGGUGGUCUGGGAAUAAAUUGGCUGAGGUUGAGAAGGGGGUUUGGAAGAAGAUUAAUGAUGUUCAUGAUUAG
Molecule: messenger RNA, 858 nt
Organism: Penicillium griseofulvum
Lineage: Eukaryota; Fungi; Ascomycota; Eurotiomycetes; Eurotiales; Aspergillaceae
Exons: 1
Coding region: 1-858 (285 amino acids)
Source: RefSeq, a predicted model, not a curated record